This is a messenger RNA of Aspergillus novofumigatus IBT 16806, 2712 nucleotides long. RefSeq names its product putative Ras guanyl-nucleotide exchange factor RasGEF. Gene Ontology annotation, cellular component: plasma membrane. Gene Ontology annotation, biological process: Ras protein signal transduction; positive regulation of GTPase activity. Gene Ontology annotation, molecular function: guanyl-nucleotide exchange factor activity. The transcript has 7 exons. The record is from RefSeq and is a predicted model, not a curated record. The coding region runs from base 1 to 2712 and encodes 903 amino acids. NCBI's taxonomy places the organism in Eukaryota, Fungi, Ascomycota, Eurotiomycetes, Eurotiales, Aspergillaceae.
AUGACCUUCGAGCAACAGCGACGGGAGCGGUCGUCUAGCGACAGAGCUCAGCCUGCACCCUUCCCGCAGAGACCAGGCCUUCCCGGCAGAACAAUUUCCGCACCGGCCGGAGGUCUGUAUAAGCUCGAGUCCUCCAGAAUGGCAACGGACACACGGAGUAAGGUUGAGAGCCCUCUCAUAGAGGAGGAGGAACAUGUUCUGUCAAGGAGUGACAACGGCUUAUUGCCGAUACGUGACGGUAACGGGAUAUCUCAGAAGCCGAACUUCCCACACCUUACGAUCGCCGUUGUUGGCCAAGAGAAAGCCGGCAAAUCCACAUUCAUUCGGAGCGCUCUUGACAUGAAGAACCCGCUAUCCUCACGAUCGACAACAAAGAAAAUGUCAUUAGACGGCACUGUUUACCUUGUUCGAUUCGUGGAGAUUUCGACCAAAGAGAUAACAGUCGGAAGCAAUGGAGAGCUCGAGUGGCCUCGGAUUGGCAACGAUGCUGCUUCGCCAAAGGUUAUUGACGGAGUGCUCGUUCUUCACGACGUGACCCAACCCGAGAGCCUCUCAGAAUUGACAGGCCUACUUGACACUUUGUCCGCGUCAUCCUUGCCAUUUAUUCUAAUUGCGAGUAAAUGUGAUGUUCGAAGGCACGAUAGAUUCCUUGAGCCUGCUUUGGGCAAUUACGAGAUUCAUCGGAUGUCCCCCGAAUCUCCACAAUCGCAAAAGACGUACAUUGCCAAGCUUUUGCGAUUUGUUGUCAGCAAAAAAUAUGAAUUCACCGAUCUUUUCCCCAGCCAGUCCGUCCAGGGAACCUCUGGCGACGCCCCGUACCGACCGGGCUCGCAAGACCGCCGCCAUACUCGUGCCAACUCCGAAACACCUACAGCCUUCUUCAACGGAGCCGCGGGCGGCUCAAUCUCCACGAGUGUGUUUGAGUCAGGAGUCGAUGGGUACGGCGACGACCUGUAUCCCGUCGACCGGACCGACUCAUCCAACCUGGCUUCCAAUUCGCACAGUUCGAGAUAUGCCCGGAGCAACUCGUUUCCGGUGCGACCGCACACCCCUCCCUCCGGAGCCACGUUGAACUUGCACAGGCCAUCAGCGUCGGGGGAGUCCUCUCCAGCCAAGGACCGCAAUCGCCAGCAUCGGCUCCAUGCUGCUUGGCGAAACAGUGGCGGAUCGGACGCCUUUAAUAGCUUCUUGGAGACGGAAGAUGAGACUGACGUGUCGCGUAGCGCCCCAUCAAGUCCUGGUGGCAGCAGCAAGGACAAAUCAACAAGCGAUGGAAGUUCGAAUGAAACCGGUUACACAUUUGACGAGUUAGUUGAUCGGCUUGUGGCGCAGCCGAUGUCGAAGCAAGACUCCAAGUUCUCGUCGAUCUUCUUGUGCCUGUAUCGCAAGUUUGCGGCACCCGCCAGUCUACUCAAUGCGCUGAUACAUCGUUUUGAACGAAAUGAGAAAAACAUCACCGACCAGCUGACCCGCAUUGCCGAUCAGUUAAGACUGCUCAACGUGAUGGCACAGUGGGUAUCGGAGUACCCCGGCGACUUGGCAUAUCCAAAGACACGGAAGCGGAUCCUGGAUUUCGUAUCAACGUUGGAGAAGAGUCAUUUCUACAUGUUUGCCGCCAAAGAGAUCGGAUCGUAUCUCGAAGUGAACACGGAAGAUGAUGACGUUGGGUGGCCAUUCAAAGACGGCGACCUCUCCAUCCAUGUUUCUGGGGGGCCUGCCUCAGGAGAAGAUGAAGGCGAGGAAGAGGAGGAGGAUCCCAUCUACAACAUGAGCGCUCUAGAUCUGAGCGAGGGCCCGCCAGAGCAGAGCACAAGGCUCUCGGGUACUUCGACGGUGGACAAGCCCGGCACGAUCUCGAGCCAAUCGUUCACGAGCUUGAGCAUUGAAGCUGCGCAAAGAGAGUCCGAACACCUGGAGCUGACACCUAGCGUGCCACUGACCAAGAUACAAUGGCGACAAUUCAUGGAGAUACCCGACGAAGAAUUUGCACGCGAGUUAACACGAAUUGACUGGAUCAUGUUCAACUCGUUUCGACCUCGGGACCUUGUACGCCAUGUCAGUAUCUCAGGUCCCGACAAAGAUAAGAUUCAGAGCUUGAAGCAUGUCAAUCGCAUGAUCAAGCAAUUCAACCAUAUCGCGUUUUUCGUGGCUAGUAUGAUCCUUCUUCGGGACAAGCCGAAGCACCGGGCAAGGGCCCUCGAGAAGUUUAUGAACAUUGCACAGAAACUGCGACGGUUGAAUAACUACAACUCCCUGGGUGCACUAAUUGCCGGCAUCAAUGGCACUCCAGUACAUCGGCUGUCUCAGACGCGGGAGCUGGUCCCAGUCCAAGUACAGAAGGACUUCAUGAGGCUAGUGAUUCUUAUGGGGACGCAGAAGAGCCAUUUUGCAUAUCGCUUAGCCUGGGAUAAUUCAUUCUCGGAGCGAAUUCCGUUUCUCCCACUACAUCGCCGUGAUUUGGUGUCGGCCGAGGAAGGGAAUAAGACCUUUGUCGGAGACAACCGAUCUCGGAUUAACUGGAAGAAAUUCGAGGUGAUGGGAGAAGUCAUUCUGGGCAUCCAGCGCAGCCAGAAGACCCCGUACGCUCAUAUUAAUCGGCAUGAGGAUGUGCAGCGGUUGAUACUGGAUAUCAAGCUUUCUGGAGAUGAAGAGGUUGAACCAUCCACGGGCAUCGACACAGGACGCAAGAAAUUCGGCUGGCUGCGGUCUUGA